AAGAAGAAUUAUGUAUUCCUGCUCAGUGCUCAAUACCUGUUAGUAACAAUUUUGACUAAGAGUGUUAGAAUAUCAACCGUUAUUAUUGUGAAGCCAGCUAUUUUUAUACGUAAGUCUUAAGGUGUGAACUAUAGAGCCAUGUCGAUGGAAGACAAAAUUCUCGGUUCCGGAAUGCACAACUCCGUCUCAUCCGGUGCCACCGGCAUCAGCACACAGCCUCCAUCCCUCCUUGGAUCUCCUAUCCAUUCAGCCCCAAACCUUCCCACGAACUCGAUCACCCUUCCUUCUACGCCCCAUUUUCACAAGAAGUCUCGUAAAAAGCGUAAGGAACUAGACGCUCUCGUCCCAGAGGAGAAGAUACGUCGUAAAAGUUCACUGGGAAGCGCCGGCGCGUCCUGCAGUUUUAACGGGGAUUCUGACGAUACGGAAGGCGGUCGAUUAGGAUUGCUACCAAAAUCUUCGAGUGCAAACUCGACAAAUUUGGGAGUUUGGAGCUUCGUCCCUGGAGUGUUCGCCAUCGUGCUGGUCGUGGGCACGGCCGUGAUGGCGAUGGCUGCACUUCGUCUGCUCAUGGUCACACGUCGGGACAUGGAGACUUUAACAAGGAGACUCGGUUCGGUGGAGGCGCGUAGUUCGGAGCUGCCGGCGCGGUUCCACGAGGCGCACGUUCGGCUGCAGGCGCUGCAGCGCAACACCAGCGCGCUCUGGGACGCCGCGCAGGCCUUCAGAGACGCGCUCGACACGCACGCCAGCAAGGUUGACAAGCUGCAGGUCGAAGUCAGCAGCCUGCAGAGCUCCGUGCAGGCCAGUCCCCUGCUGUCCUCUGUGCCGCAGGACGUACAGGCUCUGCAGGUCUCAGUGGCGUCGUUUGGCAGCACUCUGCAGGACCUACAGAGCGCCCUCCGAGCUGGCAAGGCUGACCAGAGCACCGCUCAUUCUGACCUGCAGCUGGUUAAGGCUGCGGUGUCGGCGCUGCAGGAGGCCACAACACUGCCGUCCGAGGCCGGCGGAGGGCCGGUUGGGGCCGCGGUGACGGCCCUGCAGCGGCACCUACAGGCGCUUGAGGCGUCUUUCCAGACAGCGCUGGGGAAUGAUACGUCCUGGCACACGAACCUGAGUGGUAGCAUCCGGCAGAUCAAGAAUCAACAAGAAAGUCAAGACAUUUUGGUGAAGAAUAUCACCGAAGAGCUUCAUAACCGAGCACCACCAUCGUCAAGUAAUGACAUCGUCACCACUUUGAGGGAUGACGUGAAGAACAUAAGCGAUGAAAUUCACAAACUGCAACGUCUUAACGAAGCCAUCGAUGAUCUCGCUCAGAAUGUCAGUGUGGUGAAAGGCGUUGAAAAGAAGCUUGAAGGUAGUCAGCUUCAGCUUGCCAGCAGUGUCAGUUCCUUGAAGCAGCAACUGCUUGCGCUUCAGCACUCAGUUUCAGCGCUGACACCGCUGACCACGACCACAGCUACUCCUGACAACCACCCACUCACAACUGCGUACUCCAGACAGCGUAGAUCAGCUGACACUGCUGGAAAUUCCGACAAUGAAGCUGACUUAAGUGCUGAAUAUGACUUGGAGUCUGAGUAUCAUGAGUACUUGGAGCCUGAGGAUCAAGAGUAUGAGGGAAAUUUGGGAAUUGAUGAGCCAACAAUUUUGGAGCAGGAGACUGACAUGGCGAAUAAUAAUGAAAUUGAUAAUGGAGAUUCAAUACGAAGAGGCGGAAUGAUAAUCAAUCGUAACGAAGUGAAUGGUGCUUUUAUGAAUGGGAAUGACAAUUACAGGAUCGGUCAUUUAGGAAAUCCAGAAACGCCUGUCUCGAUGCCUGCAACAACAGAACACGAGACAGAAGUUUCGAGAUCAUCGGAUGCGGUCAUUGAUAAAAUCCCAACAUCAGAUGCAGGCACCCCCAACUAGCGACUGCCUCCGUCAACAACUGACAUCCCUUCGAAUGGUUCAAGAUCUGGUGCCAACAUACUACGUUCGUUGCGUCUUAGGCAAUAUAAGUCACAACAAAGGACCGCUCAUAUCGUGCAAAGACUCGCAUUAUGUGCACCGCUCGAAAUGUGACCAGGAAAUACCAAGGCGUUCUGGAAGAUUUUCCUUUCAACUUUUCCGAUAUGUUUUGUGAGAUGAAUGUGUUCUAAUGAUUGAAUGGCUUAAAAUCAAUUGGAAGAUAGAGGAACUGUUUUAUGAAAUUAAUUUUGAAGAGAAGCAAGGGAUACGAAAGGGUCAAAUGAAUUGUCGCUUAUGUAGAUAACUGCUGUUGCCUGUUAUGUCUGAUCAGGAAAAAGAAAAAAGAGCCGAGUUUUAAUAAAUUGCGCUAAAUUUGCCUUUUUUUGGUAAAAUUAAUUUUUUUGGAAAGUUUACAUAUAGGCGAUCUAAGUGUGGAGUAUUGAACGAUUAUUUUAUAGAUUGAAAUGCAACCAAAUGCGAAUCGAUUGUCUUACUAACGUCAUCAUCUGUGCAAAUCACAAUCCAAACUCCAAGAUACUUUCAAAACCUAAUAUGUAAAAAAAUAUAUUUUCAACCACUAAUGAUUCAGGUUACCGCUCGCUAUUUACAAGUCGGUUAUAAUCCAGCCUUGAGCAACGACCUAACGCGGCAAGUGUAAACGCUUUGUGCUUCAAGAUUUUCGGCAGUGUUUUGUGAAUGUCAAUUGGUUACAUGCUUACUGCUUGUCCCUAUCAGCUUCAUGCUAUUGUCAUGAUUCUUUGAAACUUUUAAGUUUCUUUAUGAAUUUCGUGUAAGCAGGUUCUUGAAGCAGGUUUUCUAUGAGGCGGAGGUUAGUCCUAACAUCGCAAAAAAUGUACAGCUUGCUGUGAAUUAAUGUAGAAAAAUUAAAAUUCGUAUGUAAAAUUAUAUAAUUUUGGAUGACUUGUAAUUCAAUGGGUCCCUAAUUUCUGACUUAAAGGUAAAUAUAACACAAAUUGAAUAAACGACUCUAAGAAGACGGACGCCAAACUAUAAACAAUGUCUGCUGCGUAGAGCCCAAUUCUUUUAGCUAGCGGCUGUCUUUCGCAAGUGAACUCGCAUUGCGCAGUAUUAUUGUCAUAAUAUCAGUAUCCGUUACCCAUAAUUACCAAUUUUGCAGGAAGAUGAUGAUGUUUAUGAGAAAUGAUGUUUAUGAGAGAUGAUGUUUAUGUGCAGGAAGAUGAUAUGCUUGAGUGUUAUUGCAUUUCUCGUCUUCAUGCUUACAUGUUAUGCUCCUCUGGCCGUCCACUAAAACUUUUGUCUAACCUAGCACUGAACCUAACAUCCUUAAUUAAUUAAGCGAGACUACAUUAAUUACGUGUUUUAUGAGGCUGAUAUUAACAGCCCAUCACUUACGUAUUUUUUGGUCGAUGUUUCUCACCCAAUGAUAAUAUCAUUGGUCAUAAUAUUCAAAGACUAUAGGUUUGCAAGGAUUAAUAAUAAGACUUUUUAGUUUAGUUUAAGUAUUCACAACGAAAAUUAGAGAUAUUUAUUCCGCUUAAAACAAUUUUAUGUUGCAUUCGAGUAUCGAGGUUAAUAAAGCAGAAAUUUUAGCGUAUUUUCGCCUGACGGGCGUAGCGAAUGUAUUCUUUAUAGUUAUCUCAUUAGCAUUAGCAUCUAAUUUCUUAUUAUGCUUCUCAAUUAUCAGUAACUGCUUUGUUCGAUCAUGUCAGAAUUUGCAGCGCUUGUAAGAAAAAUUUACGUGAAAAGUAAAAAGUUUAUCGCCGUAUAUUAGUUCACUUUAUGAAAUAAAGCGUAGGCAUUUAGACGAAUUUCGAUGUAAAAAUAUGGUGAAACUAAGCUUAGGUUCUGAGGUGAAAUUUUUGUUAAUCAAUAAUGCAUGUUUCUUUGUUCGUAAUUGUGAGAGCGAUUCCAGAGAAAAUUCGUCAUUCCAGGCAUGCAUAAUUGGAUUCACUAUACGGAAGAGAGUAAUAAAAUAUUUCUAAGUGUGCUGAUGUCCUGUUCAGAGUUACGUUAUUUAUAUUUCAUACUAUAUUUGCUCUGAAAAUUAAAUCCCGGGAUAACGAAUGCCUCAUUAAAGUUCUGUGCAAUAAACCUGCCUCGUGUUACGAACAUACCUAAAAAUAUGGAGUCCAUUGACUGCUGGAUCAUGUCAAUGUUGGCUAUCCGACUCUUCAUUCACAGAGCCUCUAGAAACUUUAGAAUUCCCUUUCAAGUUAUAUACAGUAAGUUAUUACAACUUACAACGUUAACGUUACUUUGCAGAAAAUAGUGCAAACUGUUUUAAUGGUGAUUAAAGCCAGCAUUUUUCAUAUAUCAAGUGACAAAAUUAUAGCACGCUGCUUUACGCGGUAGACACGAAAUACAGUUCAUUAGACGGGAAGACAAGUCCAGUAGAAUUCUCAAGUAUAUUGAUUGGACUUUCCUUAGCAGCGGCCCGUUGACAACUUAUCGCGCCAGCAACGUCCGUUCAACAGUAUGUGAAAUCACAUGCAUAACGUCAAUAAAAUGCCCAACAAAGAAGCUAGUUCCAGUUAUAAUAAACAAUCUUCAUAUGUGUAACGCAACUAAGGUUAGUGAAUAUUUUCAUCUUAAUUUGUUCGUUAGUUCCUAAAAGCUUCGUGAAUGGAGACGUCGGUCGUGUUGUCUUAGGGUUACAUUUAGAGACCAAUUUGUUGUUAGUAGGAGAGCUUUGUAGUUGUUAAGGCAGCUUCACAGAGUUCAAAUUACGGAAGGCCGUGCGACCGAUAUUGUUCCGCGCUCCGUAAAACAUAUGAUUGCAUUUGGUUUUAGGCUCAUUUACCUUAGGCCAACCAGAUCUCAGCAAACCGUAGUAACCUAAUAAGAAUUUUGUCGUUCAUCUUCGACAUUCCGUACUUUGAAUUCUGAGUAGCCAGUCUAUAGAUGUUUCGUAGAUAUAGUAACAGCUUUUGAGUGUAUCACGUCUCCAUCAUGUGGCAUUUGACGCGGCCAACACUUCGCUAGCGAGUCUUGAUUUAUCUUAAAGCAUCAACUUUCCAGGGCAUAGGUGCUCUUAUCAGAACAGGGCGUAUUUUCGCUACUGUUUGUCAAUAACGCCAGCUUUGGUCACCAGAUUUUUUCUCAAGUGAAAAAAGCUGGUACCGAUCUCUUCUUCACCGAAGAGUUCGGUACCGAAAAUUAUACCGAACUCUUCACAAGCGAAGAAGUUUGGUGCUACACGUACGUCGUCACUUGAACUAAUUUUUCGUUGUUGACUUGAGUAUUUUAACUUAUUCCGAUGUAAGUAUUGUAAUGCGGUCGCUGAAUUCAGCUGAUUGCAUCACGGCGAGAAUUCGACUUAAAACUAAUGAUGUUCCGUUUUGUGUAUGUAUUUUAAUCGCUCGCAUAGCAUUUCUGGAAUAAAAUUCAAUUGUUUAAGAACCUUUCAAAAGGUGAUGGAAAGUUUCUAAAUAAAUUCUUUACAUGAAA
Hyalella azteca is the source of this 5376-nucleotide messenger RNA. RefSeq lists its product as uncharacterized. NCBI's taxonomy places the organism in Eukaryota, Metazoa, Arthropoda, Malacostraca, Amphipoda, Hyalellidae. The transcript has 7 exons. Bases 139 to 1908 code for a protein of 589 amino acids. The record is from RefSeq and is a predicted model, not a curated record.